This is a messenger RNA of Belonocnema kinseyi, 646 nucleotides long. RefSeq names its product transmembrane protein 258 (gene kud). The transcript has 4 exons. Lineage: Eukaryota; Metazoa; Arthropoda; Insecta; Hymenoptera; Cynipidae. Gene Ontology annotation, biological process: protein N-linked glycosylation. Gene Ontology annotation, cellular component: membrane-bounded organelle. Bases 180 to 422 code for a protein of 80 amino acids. The record is from RefSeq and is a predicted model, not a curated record.
UAUCUUUGCUAAUAUCUUUGGUACUAUAUCUUUGGCCACGGUGUCAAUUGACGUUUAGCUUUUUAAUAGAGAAGGCUGUGAAAUAUAUACCAAUAUUGACGUUUUGUACUUGUGUUAACCCGGCUUCAGAGUGAGGUUAGGUCUAUCGAUUUUGGAGCCACGUCAUAUAAUUCGUUAAAAUGGUUGCAAUCGAGUCUAUGACGAGAUACGUCUCUCCAAUAAAUCCAGCAAUAUUUCCAAUCCUGGCAUUGGUGUUGUUAGGAAUCGGAAUUUUUUUCACUGCAUGGUUCUUUGUAUACGAAGUGACUAGUACGAAAUUCACGAGGGAUAUUUUCAAAGAACUUCUCGUUUCAUUAGUGGCUGCCAUAUUCUCCGGUUUCGGAGUUCUGUUCCUUCUCUUAUGGGUCGGCAUUUAUGUAUAGUUUCAGUUUAACGAAUUAAAUGUGAAGAACUUCUAGACCCGCAAAACAAUUUUUAAUUUUUAAGGAACCAGUGUGCAGGCAGAGGUCAUGAGAAAAGAUGUAAUUCCUGCAUGCAUUGUAUGUUAUUUGCACGUUUUUUAUAAUAAAGAUUAUGAUUCAAUACGAAUAUAUAUUUGCAUAUUGUAAUUACUUUAUUGCUAAUAAAUGGGUGAUAAUUUUAAAAA